This is a messenger RNA of Suillus paluster, 609 nucleotides long. RefSeq lists its product as uncharacterized. NCBI's taxonomy places the organism in Eukaryota, Fungi, Basidiomycota, Agaricomycetes, Boletales, Suillaceae. The record is from RefSeq and is a predicted model, not a curated record. The coding region runs from base 1 to 609 and encodes 202 amino acids. Gene Ontology annotation, molecular function: sphingosine-1-phosphate phosphatase activity. The transcript has 3 exons.
AUGACUGGGAGCCGAAGAUGGGGCGCCGAAGAACUGAAAAUCCUAAGCAUAGUCGCUUACAUCUUUCUUUCUUUCUAUCACGGUAUUAUGCUACCACUAUGGCUUAAAUUUCUAGAUCAAACGUCCAAAGUUGUGACCACAUUAACCGCGGCAGCCCUGCUGUAUACCCGCUCAGCAGGUGUCGCAUAUUUCGUCACCGGCGCGGUGUUGUGUUCGGGGCUUACCAAGGCAGUCAAGAGGGCAAUACGGCAGGAACGCCCACCAACGCACUCCGGGGGCAAAGUGACCUAUGGGAUGCCUAGUUCACAUUCAUCCACGUGCACUUUUUUCGCUACGUAUAUUGCGCUUGCUUGCCUUGAGCUACCUGUCCACCCUAGCUUGCCUCCUUCCGCCAUGUUCGCUCCAGUCGUCGUCUUACCAUGGACAUUCAUGAUAGUUGUGUCAAGGGUUCGGUUGGGCCAUCACACAUGGCCGCAGGUCGUGGCAGGAACAGCACUUGGAGCCUGCUGUGCUAGCUUUUGGUUCAAGCUAUGGGUGGACGAUGCAGCUGGCGUCAAGACAACUGCAUGGGCAGCUGAAGCGAUGAUGAAAUCCUGGCUUCACCAAUGA